AUGGGUGGCGGGUGGGUAGCAGCGCGAGCGGGAACUAGGCGAGGGGAGGUCGACAUCGGUGGAGCAGGUGGCGCGGAGGUGGGAGGAUCGUGGGUGCCGUGGGUGGCAGCUGAGUACGGAGUGAUAGGGGAAAUCAGUCGCGGUUCGAGUACCGCCGCGAAUGCACUAUUGAAUCGGAGUGAGCAAAAGGUGAACAAGACAGUGGACAAGAGACACCGUGAAAGUCAAAGGGGACAUAAUAUCGGUGUGUCGACGGUGAGACCAGGUGAGAAAAGGAAAGCGAAGGACACCGGAAUGCUCGACUUUGAACAACAAACCAAUCAGGCACAGGCAUUGGCCUCGCUCGAUGACGACUGGCACCUGCUCGAGGAGAAACGACCAGGCGGCGACAGUGGCAACAACAGCGGCAGUAGCGGCGACAGCGACGAUGACGAUGAUGACGGCAGCGGCCGCGCGGUGAUAGCCGUGACAGGUGAAAAGCUUACGACAAUGCGUUUGCGUCACAUCUCUCAUGGCAAUUCCGUCAUGGCAAUUCUGCAUUCUAAAAUGAGAUUAGAAGAGGAUCUGGUGAUCCGCAGGAGCCGACCCACGAUGAUCUCCGCCAAAUAUCGCGCCCGCGAGGAACGUCGCCGUCUGCUCAAGAUUUCCGCCGGCAAGCUGAGGAGGAUCGAGGACCCUGAAGCGAGCCUGUGCCGAUCGGUUCUCAUAAAUAACGCGGUACGACGGCUGCAGCGUGAAAAUCGGGACGAGAAGACACGAAGUUACGGUACACUUCCAGUAGUGGCGUCAUACAUGGACGACGUUAGUAAGGAAAAUAACAUCGCCGGGAAUCUCAUCGCCGACGUAACGGACGAAGAAACUUCUUCUAGGAAAAGGUUGGCUGACGAUUCGAGAAACGACGAACUCAAUUCCAAGCGGCAUAGGCACGAUGACUUGGAUUUGCAAGACGACGUAUUCAGUGACUUCUACAUCUUGCCACCGACGCCACGUUUGCUCUCGCAUAUCGAUGAAAUUCAGCCAGAAGCAGUGGUGUCACAUCAUAACGGCAAUCACCCUCUGGGCUUUCCGGAGGAUCGCUUGAGCGGCGUGGCUGACGUGCGAUCGAACGGCACGAUCAUCAGUACAAGUAGCACCUCCACAACGACUAACGGCAUUGGAGUCGACAGCGCGACAAGCUGCCAUUCCGUGCUUUUCCCCGUCGUCGGAGAUCUCGACGACACGAGCGUACAACUCUCGAGACCAGGAACUGAUAUGAUGGAGGUGGCCGACGUAGUCGAUCCCGAUCGGCUUUGUGACUUUUCUAGAUUCGCCGACUCGGCGAAGACGCUGGAAGAACGCCUGGCCGAGCUGCAGUCUUUGGAUGAGCAUUUCGAUCUUACCAAGUUUGAGCGUAACAACAAUCAGAGUUGCGGCCGCGCCUUCCAUGACAUACAGACCUUCCACAGCCUCGUGCCAGGUCUAGAAACUUAGACGACGGUAUUAUAUCUCGAGCCAACGAUGCUGCAGGACGCCAACAGCGACGUGAUGUCAGCUUCACGAUACACAGAAUCGCUUGAUGAGGAAUCACAUGGUGAAUCUCGCGUUGGUCUUACCCUCGUGCGCUCGUAGAUGGAAAACGCGUGAUCAAACGCAUGCCGAUACGUUAAGUACUCCGAAGAAUUUUUUUACCGUGGGCAAACAGAUGGGCUAAAUUGUAUAUUGGACCGUGUGGUUCCAUUAUUCAUCUAUUGAUAUUAGACUCGCAACAGAAAUUUUAAAAGAACGUGCAAAAAAAAUUUAGAAAUAUUCAAAUUUCAAUUGAUU
Molecule: messenger RNA, 1803 nt
Organism: Atta colombica
Lineage: Eukaryota; Metazoa; Arthropoda; Insecta; Hymenoptera; Formicidae
Exons: 5
Coding region: 1-1470 (489 amino acids)
Cellular component (GO): nucleus
Molecular function (GO): transcription regulator activity
Source: RefSeq, a predicted model, not a curated record